Messenger RNA from Octopus sinensis (East Asian common octopus), 7697 nucleotides. RefSeq lists its product as uncharacterized. The coding region runs from base 689 to 3877 and encodes 1062 amino acids. The transcript is spliced from 3 exons. The record is from RefSeq and is a predicted model, not a curated record. NCBI's taxonomy places the organism in Eukaryota, Metazoa, Mollusca, Cephalopoda, Octopoda, Octopodidae.
UUCCGUAUAGAACUUUAUUGAAACACACACGCACCGUUGUGUAAAGCUGUGUACAAACACGUGUGUAAGUGUGUGUGGUCUGUGAUAUCAACACUGCUACACGGAACCAGUCUCAUAUCGUUGUUUAUAUAUAUUUUUACAUCCACCCGCGUAUGCAGAUACACUCUUACACACACGUGUAUAAUCGUCUACACAUAGACGUGUGUUAGUGACAAACGAAAGAACGAAAUUUACAAAUCGACAACAAUCCAUUGCAGCAUAAAAUUGAGAAGAUCUGUCACCAAAUGUCUCAUAAUUGCAAUUCAAAUGGUUAGCACCGCCCACAUGGCACCACAUACCUCUGGACGACGACCAACCGCUUGGAUACCUUCCUCCUGACCAACCCCACCGACAGUGCCUAUAUAUAUAGAAACUCGGAGCUUCACCUUCAUCAUCAUCAUCAUCGUCGUCAACGUGUGUCUGUCUCUUCGUCCUGGAAUUCCUCCUGACCCUUGUUGUUGUUGUGGUUGUGGUUCUAUUCGGAACUCGACCCACCCCACCUUGUUCCAUCAUCACCCGUGCUCCAGUAAAAGACACUCGGUUCGGUGCCAAGAACGGUUAAGGUGGGUUCAACUUGAAAUAUCUCUACAACACUUCACUUCGACAGGCAGCGGCCUGCUGGCAGAGUCUCACUUCAAACCAACCUGAGAUGAUGGAGGCAGUAGAGAAUAUUGAUCUGUCUCGGCUCCAACAGCAUUCGCCUCAUAAAGAACUGCAUCUGUCCUUGCUUGACCUGAUGAAAUAUGUGAGUGUUGGCACCAGUGAACUAUUACUUUACCUUCUAAAAGAGACUCACAUCAUCUUAGAAUGUCGCACCUGUUCAAACCUGUUCCGGGACGUGCCUUAUCUCGUGGCGCACAAGCGAAUUUAUUGCAAGCAACGCCAUGAUAGUGCUACAGACAUACAGAUUGCAAAUCGCAGUCCACCCGACGACGAAGGGAAAGCUUCGGUCACUGUCAAACCAAGUAUAUAUGAAGAACAUAAAGAUUUCCUGCAGCAUUCUGUAGAUCUUGCCAAGAAGGUUCUACAAAGCAGCCAGGUUAAUCAUUGUGCACAGAUGUUGCCUAACAAUGGACCCACUAAAAGUCAAUUUUAUGAUGCUGUCCAAAAACAGUUGGAAAUUGCACGUGACAAUCCUGAACCAACACAGUUAUUUAGUUUGGAACCCAUGGAAAAUACGCAGGUAGCUGUCAAAGUGAUUCCAAGUGAUGGAGACGAAUGUUCUGAAGAACAGAAAGAUGAAAAUAAUGACAACACCGACAUCUCGAAAGAGUCUAAAAUGGGGAGUAAUUUAUGUGAAUUAAAGUCAGAACCUUGUGACAAAUUAACUACAUCCCCUUCUACACCCACUCCUGUUGCCUCAGAAACCAAAAUUGACUCUGAAUUGGAUAAACCAUUUUUAAAAUCUGAUUUAGCUGAUUUUAAGAACUGUAUCUGUUUAAAAUGUAACCGUACAUUAUCUAAUCAGAAAAGUUUAGGUGAUCAUCUGCUGACCGUGCAUGCGGAGGAGCUGAAAGAAAGAUCCGACAAUUGUUGUUCCAAUGCAAACAGCAGUUCUCAGUGUCACCCGAUAAAUGGUCUGAGACCUAAAGUUAACAAAAGUGACUGGUUGAAGCCUCGUGGAUAUUCCAGUUCUGAGAAACUGCAGAACAAAUUGCCAUCUACCACCAACAACAGUGCCAAAGAUAUAUUGGAUGCUAAGAAGAAAGCCCAGGCAAAUUUGCUGGCUCUGAAGGAAGAACAGCUUGCAUAUGAAAAUGAAAUUUUACAGCAGAAAUUAAUACGAGGAAUAAUGCCGAAAUCUUCAAGAGGUCGGAAGAAAUUUCGCUGUGAGAGUUGUGGUAAAAUAUUCCCCAAGAUUGAAUCACUUCGAGACCACUUGCGUGACUGUAUUGACUGGGAACAUGUUAACCAGCCAGUCCGAAAUGUCCGGAGCCCUCUGCCCUCUCUUAAGGAAGGCAAUAACUCAUUUGAUUGGCCUGACAUUGCUAACGACUCUGCCUACAAGGUACAACCACCUAAACUUCAGAAUCGAUCACAGACUAAAAUUGAUAAUGUUCGCCCCCCUCCUCGGAAUAUUGCACCAAAAGUGCAGCCUGUCACACAGAUUGCAGUAACAGAUAAUUCCAAACUAACCAAAAUAAAUGGUACUUUGAACACUAUAGCUAAAUCUGUGAUGAGCGACAGCUUGAUCCUUGCCAACCCGAAACUGGGCGAAAGUAAGGUCUUACUCUUUCCCCUGGAAUCCAUCAGCAACAAUCCAAAGCUUAAUGUGACUGUGAAGACCCAGCCGCAGACGACCCCAACUGUGCUCCUUAAUCACAACCUAAAUAAAAUCAGUCCAACUUUAAACGUAAUACCUGUAAGUAUCUGUUCUGUCGACAACAACAACAGUAACAACAACAACAACAACACACAGGUACCACUCAUUGCUACAAAUGGUAACAAUACCAACGCAUGUGGCAAUUUUGAGACGAAAGACGUAGAAAUUAUUGCUGUUAAAAAUAGUCCUAAUGUUCCAUACCAAGAAUUAAGAACUGUUGUAACUACACAAUGCUGGACGGAGAAGGUAAAUUCUUGCUCGGAAGCAGCCGUAUUAAACAGUGAAAGUAAUGUUCCAGGUGUUGCAGGUAGACAUCUCCCCAACAUACAACCAUGUCCUGUUAAUUUAGUUGAAACAAACUGUCCAGACUCAAUAUGCUGCAAGUCUUGCUGUAAUAAUGAGGUGCAAGUCUUGGAGCAUUUAUCAACAGCUGCCAAUAAGUGUUUGCCUGAUGCUGCAAGUUGUUCAGCCGCAGACACUGAAGAUGUGAUUGUCGUAUCUCAAAGUUUCUCAAAUAAUUUUAAUAACGAACAAACACCCAACUAUUUAAGUCCAAACGAUCAUGUGACCAAGCCACCCCAGUGUGAUAAAACUGCAGAAAGAAAUUUUACAGUUGCUUUAUCGGGUUUUGAAAACAAUUCUGUGGAACAGAUUUCCACUAAAGACAGGCAAACAAUAAAAAAGUCAUCACCUAAAAACAGUAAGUGUAUUAAAUGGAAACGCUACAAAUGCAAGCUAUGUCUGUUCUCUGCUGCAAAACGCCACAUGUGCAAGUUACAUGUGAGGCAGCAUCACCUCUGUAAGAUAUUCACAUUAUCAGUGAAAGCCUUAAACCAUUAUGUUACUGACUUAAAUAGAUUGACCAAGAAACCAACAGGUUCACGGCAACGGCAUUCACAAAUUCAAAAUAAAUCUUUUCCAUCGUUGUCCACUAAGAAAUCUUCAAAAUGGAAAUCUCUCUCUCAGAGAAGUAAGGAGCUUAACCAAUCCCACCACAGUAGUUCUGUAAGUAAGCUGUCCAAAUUAUCUUUAACUAAAAGCAGAGUUGAUAUGAAAACAAUCUUGGACAGUAAAAGACGAAUGUGUCUCAAAUGUAAUCGUACUUUUCAGAUGGUGUCUCGGUUAGAAAAACAUGUUUCUUGUCAUCUCGGUUGGAAAGUGAAUCACAGUAAACAGAACUUGGUCAACAACAACAACAAACAAUUAAAGCAGAAAACGGAAGGGAAUUGUAAAGAAAAUGAAAUAACAGAAUGUAUGUUUGUUGAUUUGACUGGAGAACAAGGGGCCACAGACAGCAGACAUUUACCGUCUUAUGGGAUUUCUACAGCUGCAGGUUCAAGUGGAACUUGUUCCAAUAAUCACUGGAAUUCUUCUAAUCCAACCAGUGUUUCUCAUGGCAAUCAUGGUCAGUUAUCAGUUCUAAACACGAGGAAAGGCUCUUACCAGAAGCCACAGGUACUUCUUGACCUUGCAUCCAAAAACCUCAAAAGUAAUGUGAAAAAAGUUGAUUCUUAAUUGAAUUCAUUAAACUUAUAACAAACUGUGGUGAGAUUGAUGAGGAAAAGUCUACUUAAUCACAAUUCCGCUCUCUCUCUCCCCCCCUCUCUGGAUUAUUAUAAUCCUCCUGAGCCUUAAUUGUACCAUUUGUGAAUAACCCGAUCCCUCCUCUCGCCCUUUACACAACGUUUUACUCACAUUUUAUGUCUGAGUUUCUUGUGCAAAUGUCUUUUAUCAUUGCAGAUUUCUAUGAAUGAAGCUCAUUUGUACCACUUGGCUCUCACUUCUGCACAACCUAACUUCUUCCCUUUCUACCAGCAAACCAACUUAUCUUCCAAUCUCCACCUAUUUAGAUGCCUUUCUUCCCAUCCAUCCAUCUACCUACUCUCAUACCUAUCUAUUUAUGUACCUCUCUCUCUAUAUAUAUAUAGCUAUAUAUGUACCUACAUAUCUAUCUACCUAUCUAUAGACCUAUCUAUCUACAUAUCUUUGUACCUAUUAUCUUUCCUACCUACUACCUAUCUAGUUGCCUAUUUAUCUACCUACCUGACUACUUACCUUUUAUCCACCUGUCUGCCUACCUUUCUAUCUACCUAUUACCUACCUAUCUACUUAUACAUGGCACCCACACUCAACACGUAAAAUAAACGACCGUCUCUAAUUGCCUUCUCGUGAAUUAUUUAUGUAUUUCAAGACUUUCUCCAAGAGGGAAGUGACAGACACUAUCUGACGGAGCCAUAAACUUGGUUGAAACCAUUGUAAAUAUAUUUGAACCUGUAAAUGUCGACGCCGAUCACAUUGGGGAAGGUGGACUUAUCCACUAUCAGGUUUAUGAUACCCCACCCUGUUGUCUUCACCAUAUUUCAUGCUGCAAUUACUUUUCUAACAGAACACUACUUCUACAAGAACUAACCAAUUCCAGAGACAAAAACCAACAACAAAAAGUAAAAACAUCCAUUUUAGGGUUUCUUUGAAAUUUUCUAAUCUUGACACCCAACAUGAAUUGUUCUUUGGGUCCUCAGAAUACAGAACUCUUCUUUCUCUCCCCCCCCCCUCUCUCUCUCUCUCUCUCUUAUGCUUCCCCUAAUUACAAAUGGAUGUUUUUGUUUCAAUUCUGUGAUCUUCAUAAUUGUUUACUGAAACUAAAAAAAAUCACUUUGGAAGCAGAAGUCAUGUGUGCCUGUGUGUGUGUGUGUGUGUGUGUGUGUGCGCGCGCGUGCCUCUGUGUGUGUGUGUGCCUGCGUGUGUAUGUGUGUGUGUGUGUGUUCCUUGAAAAGUGCGUUUUCGCUCUGUUGCUGUGCAGGUUUUUGUUUUGUGCUGUUCUUCAGGUCAUCACAAAAGUACGAAGGUUUCAUCUGCACAAUUGCACAAACUGAGAAAUUCUCGUUAGUCACAGAGGUGAGUUCUCACUGCUUUUCAAAAACUAAAUAAACUCUUGUUACAUACAUUAAGCAGUUUCUUUUCCUGUUUGUACAACCAACACUGACCUUUGUACACACACACACACAUUCCCUCUCUCUCGCUCUCUCUCUCACACACACAGAGAUUAGCUUUAGACGAAUGAAAUGUAGUUUGGGUCAUAUCAGGAUGGGGUACCACUGAUGCUCUCCUCCUAGUAAGACAACCAAAGAAGAAGAAAUUUUUAAGGGUCAAUCAUUAUAUGUAGCAUUUGUUGAACCAGAGAUGACCUUUGACUGGGUAUUGUGGUCUGUAAUGUGAAGGUUACUAAGGAAACCUGGUGUUGAUGUAAGUGAUGUCCAGAGAUGUUGUUAGAAGGUGAGACAAGUUCAAUUUAAGGGUUCAUCAGGGCUUGAUUCUGGGCCCCUUAUUUAUUUUAGUUCUUCAGGUCAAAACAGGAGAGUUUAAAGACAGGUUCUCUGUGGGAACACCAUAAAUGGAUGGCCUCAUAGCUGAAUAGAAAAGAAACUUGUAAGUAAAUCAGUGAAGACGGGAUUUCUUUGCUGCCAGGAAAGCAACCAUGAUUGGUUGGAAUUCACUUUGGUAAAUACAAUACAAACUAUUUGGUGCACCGGAUGUUAAGGGACCACAAGCACCUGGCAGGUGAGAAAGGGUUUAUCAACGACAGGUGUGCAGGAGUUGGAAUGAGGUAGACAUGCUAGUUUUGUUACUUUGAAUACAAAUGAAGUGAGAAAAGAAAAAAAUGGGUCUAGGAAGAAUAAGAUGUAGAGUUUAAGGCAGAAGAGGAAUGGUGGAGGCAGUUGGUGUGUUUGGAGGAUGGAAGUUGGAUGAAGAAUUAUUGGGGAAUCUAAAUAGAACAAACUUGUGGAAGGAGACAAGACGGGAAAAGUGGUGGAGGUAGAUGCUGAGGGAAUAAACUCGAGGAAAGCCAUGGUAAAGGAUUGCAAUAAAUGAGGGGUCAGGUGUGCUUGAAAUGAUACAUUCAGACAUUGUAAAAAUGUUACCCCCCCCCCCAUAGACACAUAACCAGGUAAAGAAUGCAAUAACUAAAAUAAGCACCUGUUGUAUAGGAACAGUUUUCAGUUCAGAAUGUUGGUUAAUGAAGAAUAGAAUGAUAAGAAACGGUGCUGUUUGUGUCUUGGAGCAGAAUCAGAUGACACAAGUUCAAUAUACACUACUGAUUUUUUUUUUUUAGCAUUAAUGUUGCCACAGUCCACCUAGGUGUACAGAGACACCCAGCCCCAGGUGGAUAUCAUGGGGUUCACACCAUUAUACGUAUGUGUUAUGCAUUAUAAAUAUGUAUUAUGCACACCUACAAGACCUAGAUUUUGUUUUCCAUUUUAUUUGAAUGCAAUUCCAGCUUCUCUUUAACACAAACUGAAUUCCUUGAUUUACCUUUAUCUUUGGUAAUCACUUUUCCUCAACACACCACGCCAUCUUGUUGUUGUCUCUCGGCUCCGCUUAAACUCUCGUCUCUCAAUGAACCAAUAUUUGAUCACCAAAUGAAUCUGCUUCAUUCUCUGUUAAUUCUUAAUCCAUCCAUUUGUCUCUCUAGAUUGAUACAUCAUCAUUUAACUUGUCUUUUUUUCCCCAUUUUGGCAAUGGCUGGAUGGUUUGACUGAAACUGACCAGCUAGACGGUUCUGCCAGGUUCCAGUUAUCUGUUUUGGCAUGGUCUCUACAUCUAGAUGCCCUUCCUGAUGCCAACCCCUUUACAGAGUGUACUGAGUGCUUUUUAUGUGGCACCAGUACUAGUGAGGUCAUUAAGUACUUGCCAAGGAAGCACCCCUCCACUCAAUUGGGGUGAAGUAUUGAAAAGAGGGAAGGGAACAGUUGUGUUAGAGUUCUAAACAAGCUGUGGCCAACUUUGCCCUUCAUCUUUCUGGGGAUUCGUAAAAGAAACUAGCAAUCAGGUACUGGAGUGACCAGAGUCAACUGGAAUUCUCCCCUUAAAAUUGCUUGCCCUGGGCCUAGUGUGACUGGCGUUCAGUUUGAAACUAAUGGGAUUUUGUUGGUAGAGCAAAGAGGGGGCCCUGGACACAGUAAAUUCGAAGGAGCAGAAGUUGUCCAAGUUUCAGUGUGUCAUGGAGUGGACACAACUUGGUGGCGUCCAGUGGUUGUGUAAUGUCCUUGUGCUUGAGUGCAGUCUCCAAGGUGGGAGCUGUAUUCUUAUGAAGGAAAUAUGAAACUUUCUAACAUUUUAGCAACUUUGGGAGGGAACUUACAUAAGAUAUAAACACCUGACAGUCAAUUAGAUAAGAUACACCUGCCUCCAGGUAAUAAAAACCCUUUUAGCUGGUAACUAAAUGUCGUCUGCUGACCAUAUUCUCUUGUUUCAGUAAAAUUCUGCAAUAAUCCUGAUGUGUGUGUACACCUACUUUUCAUGUGUUUAUAGUUUAAGUUUUUUGUUGAAAUCAUUU